Molecule: messenger RNA, 4714 nt
Organism: Cimex lectularius (bed bug)
Lineage: Eukaryota; Metazoa; Arthropoda; Insecta; Hemiptera; Cimicidae
Gene: stau
Product: double-stranded RNA-binding protein Staufen homolog 2
Exons: 16
Coding region: 599-2836 (745 amino acids)
Source: RefSeq, a predicted model, not a curated record
AUUUUUUUUUUUUUUAAAGAAACGAUGCCUUUUGCUCGUUUUAAGUGUAAAGACUUACAUACAUAGGCGACUGGUGACCGGGGAGGAUCGUUAAUUUUUAGGCAGGACGUCCCUUCGCCCGGUUAACGUACUCUCGGAGGGAAAAGAAAAACACCCCCCGGGGAAAAGAAAGAAGCGGCCCGUCCCGUCCCCUCCUCACUCCGAUCGCCCCAUCGCCCCAACCCCUAACCCGUGUAUCAACAUUUUUUAGUAGGUGGAAAGGAAGAAGCUAUCCGGCGGGGAAAGAUAGAAAGAGAGAGAGGUUAGCGUUCGAUGAUUAAUAGCUGUCAGUGUGAGGGAAACCGGUCCGUAACUGUCCCUCCUUCGACUACUUCUUUGUGCAAAUUUACGUUAAAGGGCUUUCGGCCGGCGUGUGGGAGAACCGAGAAGGCAGAACCGAGUCGGCACCGUCUCACGGCCGAUUUACAUUCGAACACGGCGAAACUCCGACUCGAUGCCUCCUUCACGCGCUCCUUCGUCCAACGAGGUGAGAGCCGUUCGAAGAUCGCGAUAACCCUCGCAGCACGGGGACACGCUGCGACAAGGUUAUAAGUAGCUAAUGAUAACAAGCAGUCAUCAGCAAAGCCACACUGUGGGCCAAAGGCCUUCAGGAGGUUUAUGCAAGCAUUUACUCCUACUGAUGUUGAGCAUUUGUUUUACCAAUGCAACUUAUUACAACGUAGAAGUUAAUGUACACGAUUUAAAAGGAAUAUUUGGCGAUAAGUGGUGUACUACAGGGCAUUUGGCGAUGGCACCAACUGCACCGAUCAUUAUGCAGGACAGUCAUGUGUCGUCAACUGCGACUGAGACCUCAGAGUCCAACGGACAAAGCGAACAGGUCCAGCAGUCGAAUUCUGAAGCCUCAAAUCUAGAAAAGGAUAAAACCCCAAUGUGCCUUGUAAAUGAACUUGCGAGGUAUAAUAAGAUUGAACAUCAGUACCGACUCACAAAUGAAGAGGGACCUCCUCAUAAAAAGAAGUUCACGGUUACUUUAAAAUUUGGAAACGAAGAAUACACAGCGGACGGUGCGAGUAUCAAAAAGGCUCAACAUGCAGCUGCUAGUAUCGCACUUAAAAAUACACAAUACGAUCACCCUCCACCGAAAUCGAGUCGAAACCAAAGAGGUAACAAAGGUCACAUAACUCCAACUGUUGAGUUAAAUGCAUUAGCCAUGAAAAGAGGUGAGCCAACUGUAUAUACAUUAGUAGAAUCUCCACAGUACGGGGAACAUUAUAAUGGCUUCGUUACGUACCAUUCACAUCGUGGCAUGUAUACUCAGGCUUAUAAUAAUCAUUACAAUUAUGGUUAUGGAAGGGGGGGCAAAACCCAUUUUCGAGGCGGUUAUACUCCAAGAGUUGAUCCGCGUUUUUAUUCAGGAAAACCUGCAUUGUAUAAAGUUGUAGUUAAAGUAGGGGAACGUUCGUUUACGGGUGAGGGAGUCACAUCUCAGGCAGCAAGGCACGAUGCAGCCUCUAAAGCACUUCAAAUUCUUUUAAGCCUACCAAUUGACGAAUAUGCAACACGAAAUGCUACUUGUGGUGGCGAAGGAUUUACCGAUUCCGAAACUACAACGGAAAUCAAGUCGCCUAUUUCCUUGGUGCACGAAAUUGCACUUAAAAGAAAUUUAAAUGUACUGUUUGAAGUAAUCGGCGAAAAGGGUCAGCCUCAUAUGAGGACGUUUGUCACAAGGUGUUCGGUCGGAGAAAACUUCGAAAGUAUAGGAGAAGGAAAUGGAAAGAAGGUGUCGAAAAAACGAGCAGCUGAAAAGAUGUUAGAGUUGUUAAGAACCUUACCUCCCACAACUAAUGUAGCUGCUACAGGCUUUAUGGGAUCUUUAGGAAGGAUAAAAAAGAAGUCGAAUUCUUCAAAAAAGAAAUCGAGGAACCUCAUCAAAGACACUAACACUGCUACUGUUCAGACAAACCAAAAAUAUGAACCAGAAAGUGUCGAAGAUAUGAAUCCAAUCUCUAGGCUAAUGCAGAUCCAACAAGCAAAGAGGGAAAAAGAACCUGUUUAUACUCUAAUGGAAGAACGAGGUAUACCAAGGAGGAGAGAAUUUGUUAUGGAGGUAAAAAUGGGUGAGCAUUCCUUUAUUGGCUCUGGCCCUAAUAAAAAAAUGGCUAAGAGAAAUGCUGCCGAAGGUCUACUACAACAAUUAGGAUAUUCAAGUUCAACAUUAACAAGGACUGGACAACCGCUUCCACAACAUAACAAGCAAGUUAGGUUUAGCGAUGAAAAAACAACGCCGCAAGGUGGGAGCGUUGGCCGGCAACUUGUUCCUGGACUACUUUUAAUGAAUGACAACAAAGCUGCAAAUGGCAAUCCACAUACUCCAAAUAAAGUAAAUAUCAAAACGACAGCUAUGAUUGCAAAGGAGUAUUUAAGCAAUGGAAACUCGCCAACAGCUGAUGCCCUGGCAGGCCAUAAAAGAGCGAAAGCAGGCUCCGCUGUCAGGCCUACUGAGCAACUUCGGUAUUUAGCGCAAGUUUUAAAUUUUCAAGUCCAGUUCUCAGACUUUCCCAAGGGAAAUCAUAGUGAAUACUUGAGCCUUGUCUCACUGGAUACGGAUCCACCGCAAGUGUGCCAUGGAAGUGGGUCGACGACAGAACUUUCUCAUGAUCAAGCAGCUUUGAAUGCUUUGAGGUCACUAUCGGAAAUGGGCCUUGAUUCAAUAUCUCCCGCUAAGAAAGAACAACAAACAGUAACUUUACCACAGGGAAAACAACCAGAGAAUUUGUACAUCAAUUUAGGAAAUGCUAUGGUCAAAGACGAUACACCAUACAUUAAUGGAAAGUAGUUUUUUCUAUUAAUUAAACAAUAAAAACAUAUAUCUUGAAUAUGAAACAAUAGAUAAUUGUUUUACAUUUUAUAUAGUAUAUCAAUGUCUUUUCAGAUUAAAACUAUUAUCAUAGAAAUUGUUGUAAAAUGGUAAUAGCACUGUGAAUUUUAUCCUUUACCUGAAAAAUAAUUUUUUUUCUGUUAAUAGUAAAAUUUAAUAUAAGCAAUGGGGACUGAUAAAACAAAAAUUAUAUUUAACAAAAUCUCAAGGUCCACUUUUAGCGAAUUCGUACUGGUUGUUCUUGUUAUAUUGUAUAAUUUGGAUAAAUGUUGUAAUUAACCACAUUUUGUUAUAAGUGGGCCUCCUAUUUUGACUUCAUGUCAGAAAAAAGUAUUAAGGUCUUUGAAUGCACUUACAACAUAGCGAUCUCCUUGGCCUCAUUAGUCUCACUUAUAGAUGUCUGUAGUUUAAAAAAGAAAAAUCAAUUAAAAAAUAAUAUAUAUUAGCUUGAAUUAGGCGUAUUUGUUAACACUAGUAUUACUCUUUCUAUGAAUAUUUCUCUAGCUGUUGAUGUGUAUGUAAGUUUUGUGUCAAAAAGAAUACAUUUCACAUUUUUAUUUUACUUUUAUUUUUUUAUUAUCAUAAAAGGAGCAAAUGGUGUGGAAUUAAGUCGAGUGAUGCUUAUGAGUGAGUGGGAAAAUUCCCUAUACAGAGUUUUAUUCUUUAUUUAUUUUUAUUCUUGAAUAAUUGAUGAUGAAGAAAAAAAUAUUUGAAGUUUUUAGUCGGUAGCCUGAUAGUACUUAAAAGCCAAAGGAGUUUAUUGGACAAUUGUUUAUAGGGGUUUUCUCUCACUUGGCUUUGUUGUAGCUAAUAGAUUACCCGAGAGGAAAUGUUUUCUUUUUUGAUGUUUUCAAAACCCACACCUGUAUCGUUCUUUUUUUUUAUAUAAAGAAUAACUAUUUAUAUAAUUGUGAGCUUACAUAGACAUCGCCGGUUAAAUAGGCAUUUAGGUGAAAUACAUUGUUUUAAAAUACUAAUAAAAAUAUUGCUGUUGUGAUCAGUGUAAAUUUUUCUUUCGUUAUUUUUCUGUUUUUUAAAGUAAAAUAGUCCAGUUAGAAAUCUGAAGAGAUAAAGUUGACAAUUUUGGUUGAAUUAUACAUUUUUACUUAUUCUUAAAACUUGUUGAUCAGUACACAUAACAAAUUUGAUUUUUUUUAUAAUUUUAAUAAUAUCCUUUUUUUAAAUGUACUGGUUAAUGUUUUAUUUUAUUUGUUUUUUUAAUUCCCGUUAUCACUUCAUUUGUUUUGCUUUUAUAAUAAUAAUAUGAAAGAUGAUUUCAGUGUUAAUUAAUACUUAGGUAGAAGUAUUGUGUUCUAGGUGCAUUGAGACAGUAUUUGAGUGAUGUGUUUUCUAGUUAAGGCUUAAAUAGAAUUAAAAAGAAUAGUUAAAACAUAGAUCUAUAGGUACUGUCUGUUUAAAAGAGAAAAAAAAAUUGUAAAAAAAAAAGUUUUUCAGUUGUAUUAUAUUUUAUUUUUUAAAACGUUCUUUUUUUUCUUCAUAAAUUGUAAAUCAUAUUCACUACAUCAUUUUUAUUGAGUAAGAAGAAGAAAAAAUAAUACUCAUUUUCCUAUAUCGUUACCAAAUCUCAGAAAUUUCUAUUGCAAUAUUAUAAGAAUACCUAUCAAGAAAUAAUAAAUAAUGUGCAAAACAAGUAAAAAGUUAAAAGAAUGGUUAAUUCGUUAAUUUCAAUGUUUAAUUGAAUUCAUUUAUUAUUUUAUUAGCAUAAAUACUUAAAAAAUUGUACAUUUUCACUAUUAUUAUCACUAUUAUUAUUAUUGGAGGCUUUCUUUUGAGAAGUGGCUUACUUUUGUUCAAAUUAAAUAAUUUCUUACGCUA